Messenger RNA from Neolamprologus brichardi, 2800 nucleotides. The record is from RefSeq and is a predicted model, not a curated record. NCBI's taxonomy places the organism in Eukaryota, Metazoa, Chordata, Actinopteri, Cichliformes, Cichlidae.
AUGCCGGUGUGGGUGUUUGGCUCCUGGGAACGGGUCCUGACUGUCAACUGUGCUUAUGCGCCGAGCAGCAGUUCAGGGUACCCAGCCUUCUUGCAGUCCCUGAGUGGGGCACUGGAGGGUGCUCCUCCUGGGGACUCAGUCGUCCUACUGGGAGACUUCAAUGCUCACGUGGGCAACGACAUCACGCCCCUCACAUCCUGCAGGAAUAAAUGUUAUGAGCCUUUUGACAACGAGAAACCUGGCUGCAGAUGUGAUGAAAACUGCGUCACCGCCAACAGCUGCUGCUUCGACCACAGUGACAUCUGCACUGCUCCUACUGAGCAGUGGGAAUGCACAAACGUGCGCUGUGGUGAGAAGAGGCUGACGCAGAGCAAGUGCCACUGUUCAGAUGACUGUCUUUCUGCUGGAGACUGCUGCACCAACUACAAACAUGUCUGCCACGGAGAGAAACAGUGGGUUGAAGAUGCGUGCGAUGACCUGUCGACCCCAACGUGUCCCGCAGGCUUCAAGCAGCCGCUGCUCCUCGUGUCUUUGGAUGGCCUCAGGGCAGAGUAUCUGCAGACGUGGAGUGCACUCAUCCCUGUCCUGGAUAAACUCAGAAGGUGUGGAACUUCAGCUCCAUUCAUGCAGUCCGCAUUUCCCACAAAGACUUUUCCCAAUCACUACUCCAUUGUUACGGGUCUCUACCCAGAGUCAAAUGGUCUGAUUGACAAUACCAUGUACGACCCGGUGUUUGAUGCCACCUUCUCCCUGUCCAGUCCAGAGAAAAAUAACCCCGACUGGUACCUUGGACAACCUAUUUGGCACACAGCAAAGUCCCACGGACUGAAGUCUGGGACUUUCUUCUGGCCUGGAUCGGAUGUGAAAAUCGCCAACAGUUAUCCUGACAUCUACGUACCUUAUAACGGUACCGUGCCGUUUGAAGAAAGAGUGUUCACUGUGCUGGAGUGGCUGCAGCUGCCGGCUAAUAAAAGGCCGGAUUUCUUUACGCUAUAUCUGGAGGAGCCGGAUAAAUCUGGACACAGCUACGGUCCUGUGAGUGGAGGGGUUAUUACAUCACUCCAGGGUGUGGAUAAGAUCAUUGGUCAGCUCAUGAAUGGACUGAAGCAAAUUAAUCUACACCGCUGUCUCAACAUCAUUAUUGUGGCUGAUCAUGGUAUGGAGGAAACAAGCUGUGAAAGAAAGGAAACAAUGAAGGAACUCGUGGGCGAAACCAGCAUGUAUGUGGUAACUGAGGGUCCCAUCGGACGCAUCAGAGCCAAGAGAAAAGACGCACCGUGGGACUCUGCUGGACUUGUUGCUAAUAUGACUUGUAAGAAGCCAGACCAAAAAAUCAAGCCGUACCUGAAGGCGAACCUACCAAAGCGCCUUCACUUUGCCAACAGUCGUCGCAUUGAAGAUGUCAGCGUCCUGGUUGACACUAAAUGGCUGUUUGAGAGGGAUCCAGGGUCUCUCACAUUCUGCUCUGGUGGUAACCAUGGCUAUGACAAUGACUUUGAGACAUCUGGUACUCGACAAACAGCCGUCAUCAGGGGCACAAAAAUAAAUUCAAGUUUGUUUAAUGCAGAUGUCCUCGAGGUUUCUCCUUCCAGCAACAAUGGAACUCACGGCAGCAUGAAUCACGUAUUGCAGCAGCCCUACUACACACCGGUGCACCCCGCUGAACAAAGUGAGCCCACUCAGUGCCCACUGGUCAGCCUAAACCCUGAAGACAACCUGGGAUGCUCCUGUGGUGAGGUGGAUGAACCUGAUAUGAACAAACGACUGAAUCUGAGUGCAGAGGAGGAAUCCGCUGCAGAAAAGAAGCACGCGCUUUUUGGUCGACCCCGGAUGAUGCAACCUGACCAAAGUUAUUGCAUCCUCUACCAGGAGGGAUUCAUCAGCGCCUAUAGCCACGAAGCCCUGAUGCCCCUGUGGAGCUCUUUCACCAUCGACAAGCCUAAUAACCUGGACCCGUUGCCUCCAGUCACACCAGAUUGUUUUCGGGCUGAUGUGAGAAUUUCAGCGUCUCAGAGUCCCAGAUGUGAUCAGUAUACUCCUGCUGGAAAGCUGCACUCAGCCUUUUUGUAUCCACCCAAUCUUAAUACAACGGUGGACCAGCAGUAUGAUGCUUUACUGAUGAGUAAUGUGGUACCAAUGUACCCCGAGUUUAAGAGGAUCUGGGAAUAUUUCCACAACACACUGCUUAAGAAAUAUGCCUCCAUUUACAAUGGCAUGAAUGUGGUAUUGGGUCCAGUGUUUGAUUACAACUAUGACGGACAGUUUGACACUCCAGAGCAGAUCCAGCAGUUUCCUCCUGAUACAAACAUCUCCAUCCCCACACACUACUUUAUUGUGUUGGCCAGCUGCAGGGACUCUGCUCAAAGCGUGACUUCCUGUGACGGCGAGCUGCAGACUGUAUCCUUCCUCCUGCCUCACAGAGCUGACAACCUGGAAAGUUGCAAAAGUACAGAAGCAGAAUCUCAGUGGGUUGAAGAUCACAUGUGGUUCCACCAGGCACGAGUCAGGGAUGUUGAGUGGCUCACAGGGCUGGACUUUUACCAGGGUAGCAACCGACCAGUCCCAGAGCUGCUGAGGGUGAAGACCCGCCCCACAGCAGCCAUUUACAGAAAACAAUAAAAGCACUCCUUUAAUUAUGUCAUGACACUGGUAGCACUGGUCUGAGGGGAUACAUUCCAAGCAACAUUAUUUAUUUACUUUUAUUUGUCAGCUCUUAAUUUAGUUGUUGUUUAUUCCAGUUGCUAUUGUGAAUCAUUAUUUCCCAAAUUCAUCAGUUUGUAAAUGAAUAAAGUGGAAGUUG